CGAUCUAUAAUCGGUAUUGAUUCUGGAGAGACACCUGAGCCGGGAGGAUGGGCAUGACGUCACAGAGCCCAGUCAUGCCGGACUGCAGGGUGCCCAGGAGAAGCCUGAGGACUGCGGUUCUACUGGGGGUGGUACUCGGGGCGACUCUGGUCUACCUUUGGGGAACCUCUAGCUCGGACCACGUUAGGGCCUUGGACCAUGUCAGACUUUCAUACCACGCCAGGACCUCGGGCCGUGUCAGAACCUCGGGCCGUGUGGAGACAAGGGAGUCAUCCCAUCACAGAAACAAGGUGUCGGGCAUCGUGAGGCCCCUGCAGUUACUAAACACAUCCGUGCAGCAGGAAGCACGGGCGGGAAUUACACUGCGGGACCGGGGUUGGGUUCAGAAGAAGAACGUUUCGGCAGAAGAAAAUCCGCCCUUCCGACUGUACAUCUACGAGCUGCCCGCGGAGUUUAACAGGAAUCUCGUGAGCUGCGUGGUGCGGGAGCUGGGCGGCUGUUUCCGGCUGGGUAGUUUCGGCAUGGGCCCGGAGUUCGCUCGCCACGGCAACAUGUCCUACCGACACACGCACAUGUUCGCGCUGGAGGUGAUCCUGCACCAUAAGGCCCUGUACAACCCGUCCCGCACGCUAUUGUUACUGUACUCCAUUGCCCAGGUGAUCCUACAUCAGAAAGCCCUGUACAGCCCGUCCCGCACGCUGGACCCGCACAGCGCGGACGCCUUCUACAUCCCGUACUACGCCGGCCUCGCCUGCCUCUGCCCGGGCCUGGACGCGACGGCCCUGAACCGGAAACUCUUCUCACACGUGACGUCACGCUACCCGUUCUACUUCCGGGGCAGGCCGCACCUGAUGGCGCUGGGUAAGAUAGAGCGGGAGCAGUGGACCCAGGACUGUUCCCUGCUGACCUUGCCGCAGGCCAGGCGGGUGGUGUUUGCCGGGAUUGAGCAAGAGUUCUCCCCGGCGCUUCGGGCGCACUUCGGGCGGAGGGGCAGCCCGCUCAUCGUGGCGCCUUACCCCGCGUUCGGACAUGUCAUCUCAGCUGGGAGUCAGGGCGAUGUAAAAUCCCACAUGAAGGCUGGUGAGCUGGAUACAGUACCAAGGGACGUGUUCGUGUUUUUAGCAGCCAGCUCCAGAAACGCGCACAAAAUCAGACAGGGUCUCAGACCGCAGUUUCACGUGACGGGGCAGCCGUACAGCUCAGAGGAAGCCGCGCGCGUGCGCAGAGACGGCUCGCCGGUCUGGCUGCUGACGCCCGAGUGCCGCGGGAACUGGGAGGGGAAAGUUGUGGAGUGGAUGCGCCAUUCCGUCUUCUGCCUGCAACCCCCCGGAGAUUCGCCCACCAGGAAGUCCUUCUACGACGCCGUUGCGUGUGGAUGCGUUCCCGUGACCUUUACCCUGGAGCACCCGGUUCGAUACCCGUUUGACCAAGUCCUGAACUACAGCGACUUUUCUGUCAUUAUAGACGGGAAAGACGUGACGGACAGAAAUAUCACCAUCCUCAACAUCCUGCGAAAAAUUCCUUCAGAGAGAAUAAAGAUGCUGCAAGACAACUUAAAGAAGGUGGCGCCCCUCCUGCAGUAUUCUUACCCCUCCACGGUCCCGAGUCAAGACGCCUUCACGAUGGUUCUGGAAGAAAUGGCUCAAAGGGUUGAUGUUGCAAGAAGAAGUAGAAUAUCUCAUCUGUCGUUUGAAUCCAGAAAUAAAUCAUGAACAGAUGUUGAUUCGACAAAAAUAAGGAUUGUUCAAAAACAUUAUAGAAGCUAGUAUAAUGUCAUUGCCUUUUUCUAUUUUUGUCUAAUUUGUGAACUUCUCGGUGUUUUUGGCUGAGAAUUUUGUGUAUUAAUGAAUGUCUAAGUCGACUUGUAGUUUACCGACGUUUUCUGCUGAUACACAACAGUUAUGCUGUUCCAUUUUAUAACGUUAGUGUUACGGGCGAAAAUCCAAUAAAGAAACAGUUUCGCUGGAGAUAUUUUACUAUUUUCUAUUGCAAGGGAACUCAUUCUCUAAUCAAUUAAAAAUGUC
Molecule: messenger RNA, 2024 nt
Organism: Branchiostoma floridae (Florida lancelet)
Lineage: Eukaryota; Metazoa; Chordata; Leptocardii; Amphioxiformes; Branchiostomatidae
Product: probable xyloglucan galactosyltransferase GT14
Exons: 5
Coding region: 48-1712 (554 amino acids)
Molecular function (GO): glycosyltransferase activity
Source: RefSeq, a predicted model, not a curated record